Messenger RNA from Closterium sp. NIES-67, 6588 nucleotides. NCBI's taxonomy places the organism in Eukaryota, Viridiplantae, Streptophyta, Zygnematophyceae, Desmidiales, Closteriaceae. The record is from the annotation of a GenBank genome assembly.
CCCAUCAUGCGGCCAGGAGGGUUCCACGGCACCCUAACCAGACAAGAAACUCCACCAUAUUACUUACCUCAGCUACCUAACCACCCACGCACGGCUUUUUUAACACACGGCUCCCUGGCUACUUUCCCAAACCAUGUUUCCCGUCUCUGGAGGGGCUUCCAUGGACGACCUGCUAGGGCUCGUCCGUUUGCUCUCAUCCCAGCAGCAGCAGCAGCAGCAGCAGCAGCAGCAGCAAGCGCCGCUCUCCACGGACGGUGCGGUCGUUCAGCACGACCUGGGCACGGCGGCUCUCCUCUCGUCGCACCUUUCCUCCAACUCCGACAGCGCCGCCGCCGCCGCCGGCGCUGCUUCGUCCAGCUUCGUGGGGGCGGUGGGCUGGGCGCCGCUGUCCCGCGCGGAGGUGCUGCCGGACUCGCUGCCCGCCGCCGACACGGCAGGCCCGCUGCGCACGGCUAGCGGCACGUGGCUGGGCGGUAGCAGCCGAGUGGCGGACCUGCUGGGGCAGUGGACGGCGGCGGGGCGGGUGUGGAGCCCCGCGCCCGUCGCUACGCGGAGUGGCAGGGCAGUAGGCCCCACUGGCGCGGAGAGCAUGUUGGGCGGGCAGACGAGCGGCGGAGUGCACGGAGGAGGAGGCUUGAAUGCGAGAGUGGUGGUAGGCGGUUUAGGAAGGGGUGGAGACGAGGGUGGCUGGGAGGCGAUGGGCAGAGGAGGAAUGGCGGCCGGCAAUCCCAGGGAAGCGGAGCCUGCUGACCACAUGAUGUGGGAGGGGCACGCGGGCACGGGAGUGAGAGGGCUGCCUCGCGCGUCCAGCAGUCCCGGCGUUGCGCCCGACACGGGGUUUGGGGGGAGGGACGGGGAAGGGCCCCGGGGAGAGCGCGGGUUUGAGGGGGGCGCGAGCAGGGGGUGGAGAGGACAGGCAGCGGAAGGCGUGGUGGGCGCCAGUAGCUGUGUGAACAGCAGCCGUGGCGCAGCAGGCGCGGGAAUGGUCGGGGCAGGGGACAGUGCCCGCGCGUGGCAGGGGCGCAUUGGCAUCGCACAGUCAGGGGAGGAGCGAGGUGUGGCAGGGGGUGGCACAGUGGCAGACGGCAGGGCCAUGGCGGGCAGCGCACUGGAUCCGCGCACUCAAGCCCUCGCGCCUGAGACAGGGCAGGUUAAGCAAGGGCAGACGCAGGGUGGGGGCGAGGCGGAAGGGGGGGAAGAGGGGCUGGAGGCGCUGAGGGAGGCGGCGGCGGCGGCGGUGCAGCUGUCGGAGCGGCUGCGCCUGCACGUGGACCUGCUGUGCGCCGAGCUCGCGUGCACGGAGCACUGGCGAACGCCGGGCGGCACGGCCAUGGGCGGCGGCAGUAACGGCGAUUCAGAGGAGAGCAAAGUACUGGUGAUCAUCCUGCGCAGGAAGAUAGAUCGGUUCUGUGGCCAGGGCAUUGAGUGCUUCGCCGCGUGCCGACGACUCGUUGCCUCCACGCCUCUCACCCCCUUGGUGGCUCAGCGUAAUCAAUUGCAGAAGCAGCAGCAGCAGCAGCUGAAUCAGGCAAUACAAAUGCAAAAACACCAUGAAUUACAACAGGCCAAUGCCCAAUUGCAGCUGCAGUGGCAGAAGCAGCAACAGCUAGAACAGCAGCAGCAGCAGCAGCAGCAGCAGCAUCAACAGCAACUACAACAGCAACUACAACAGCAGCAGCAGCAGGAGCAGCAGCAGCAGCAGCAUCAACAGAAACUACAACAGCAACUACAACAACAGCAGCAGCAGCAGCAGCAGCAUCAACAGCAACUACAACAGCAACUACAACAGCAGCAGCAGCAGGAGCAGCAGCAGCAGCAGCAUCAACAGCAACUACAACAGCAGCAGCAGCAGCAGCAGCCGGGGGAGGAGCAGCAUGUGUUGGAGGGGGCGGUGCAGGGGUCCAUGGGAGACACAAGGACGCCAGGCGCACCUGCUGGAGGCGGUCUCUUUGUACAGGGGCAGGGGCAGGGGCAGGGGCAGCUAGGGGCAGCAGUGGGUACUGCAGUGCAGGCGCGGGGGUCUUACGGUGCUGCGGGGCGGGUGAAGAUGGCAGGCGCGCAGACGUACGAGAGCAAGGGCAUGCAUGGUGGUGGGGGGACCGAGGUGAUGGGAGGCACUGUAGGUGAGGCGGGAUUGAAGGGUGGGCAAUGUGUGGAGGGUGGGGCUGGUAUGGCGAGCGCAGGUGGUGCGCAGGGGCCAGGACGGGAGGCGAGGGUGGCAGCAGCAGCAGCGGCGGGCAGUCAGAGCCAGGGCUCGGGCUUUGCCUUCGCUGUAGGCGGUGUUGGCAGUGACAUUCAGGGCAGCCCCAGCGGCCUGCCUGCACACACUCCCUGGGGCGCGGGGUUCACAGGCAAGGGUGCAGGCUCCAGGGAGGGGCAGGCAGGAAGGCAAGGCCAGAGAGAGGCGCAGGAGCAGGAGCAAGAAGAGAAGGCAAAGCAGGCACAGGAUCAGGGGCGGGGAGAGGGUCUGAGGGGGGUGCAUGGCUGGGCAGCCGAGGCAGGCGGGCACGGUCGAGACGUGGGUGAGGGGGAGGCGGGGACGGGUGCGGGUGGGCGUGCGGUGGAGGGCACGGCGUCGCCCGCGCUGAGCACGGCGUCCUCGUGGCCGUCGCAGCACGACUCCGCCCCGCCCGCCCAUGGUGGCACGCUCCUCCCCGGCCGCAGCACGGCGGGGGCAUGCGAUGUUGAUGCUGCUGGUGCUGCUGUUGCUGCAGGGGUGGGCGGAGUGGUGCAGGAGGGUGGGGUGCAGGGUGAGGAUGCGCAUGGCAAAGCAGCAGGGCAGUCAGAAGCAGAGGGGAAAGGACAAGGGAAGGGUGGCAGUGGCAAGGCGUGGAGCAGCAGGCAGCAGCAGGGUGUGGCAGGGGACACUGCUUGCACUAUGGCGUCCCCUCCUCCUCCUCCUCCUCCUCCUCCUUCUCCUCCUCUGGAUGCUGCCUUGCCUCGCCCCAGGUCACCGUACGUGCCACAGCAGCAGGAGCAGCAGCGCAGCCAUUCGCGCAGCCCAUCCCCACAGCCGUACUCCCAGGCAGCAGCGCAGCGGGAGGGGCAAGGUCGGCUGUUGGCAGGCAGUGGCAGUGGAAGCGGCAGCGAUAGUGGCAGUGGUGAUGGCAGCGCCAGUGAUGGCGGCAGGCGUGCAUCCCCUGUGAAGCCACCCUCGUCCCCCAAGGACUCCACCACCUCUCCCUCCUCCACCCGCCCCACGCUCCCCACCCAUGCCACCCCCACCGCCCCCUCUGCCCGUGUCAGCUGGGGCGGGGAGUGGGAGUGUGGGCUGGAACGGCAGGCGAGUACAGCCGGCACGGAGGGGGAGAGAAGGGAGGAAGGAGCUGCAGCAGUGGGCCGGGAAGGCGCAAGAGCAAGCUGGGGAGUGGUGCGUGGUGGUGGGGUGGCAGCAGUACUGGGGGCACCUGGAGGGGAAGUACGGCCAGCAGCAGCAGCUGCGGGGUGGCAGGGGAGGGCAAUGGGGGGGUGGGACAGUGGAGAGGCUGUCUCUGCAAGUCCCUUAAGCGCGUCUGCCACGCCUGUUGGCGGGGUGGUGGGGGUACAAGGGGGCGAUGGGGCAGGGCGCAUGGCCGGUGUGGCCGCACAGCAAGCAGAGGUGGGGCUUGGGAGCGGUGGGGGGACUGGAGGUGGUGCGGGUGGCAAGGGAGGGGGCGCGGGGAAGCGGCGGGCGUCGGAGAUGUCGGCGGACACGAGGGGGACGAGGGGCUCCAAGGGGGGCAACACCAGCGACGGCAGCAAGCGCACCAAGAGGUGCGCCACAAGAGCAUUUGACGCGGGCGGCCCUGCUGUGCCGUCGUCGCUGCUGGCUCGCCUCACCUCAUCCGGUCCGGUGUGCUACUUGCUGGUGACUCGUUCGUUGGUAUUGCCAUGCCAUGCCAUGCCAUGUACUGCGCCAUUCAGUCUCCCAUGGCACUCGAGUUCCUCCCCCCUCGCCUGUGGCCCCAUGUGGCUGGCUGGCCGGUGUGUGCCUGCCCCCCUCAGGCCUCGAGCAGCCACGGAGGAUGCGGUGAUCGUGACAUCGCUGGAUGACGGGUGGCACUGGCGCAAGUACGGCGAGAAGCCCAUCGUUGACAACCACUUCCCACGGUCAGCCACACCACACUCGCCAUGCCACACACCCCACUCACUUGCCCGCCACCGUAUCCCCCCUGCACCAACCCCAUUCCUGCUUCCCGCACUCCUGUAUUCCUCCACAAAUGUGCCACCAGCGUUGAUUCAAUCCCUGCCCUUCCAUCUGUCCCUCGCCAUCCCACCAUCGCCGCCUGUGCCCCCAACCAACCCCACCCCCCCGUGCAGCGAGUACUACAAGUGUUCGCUUAAGCGCGGGCUGCGCUGCCCCGCGCUGCGCCAGGUGGAGCGGUGCAGCGACGACCCCUCCAAGUUCCGCGUCUUCUACAACGGCGCGCACACGCAUGACCGCCCGCUCUCGCGCCACCGCCCCGCGCCCACCUCGUCGGGCCUCAUGAGCACCAGCAGUGGCGGCCCUGCCAGGUCUGACCUUUCUGCCCAUGGCAGGGCAGGGCAGGGCAGCCGGGGGGGCAGGCGGUCUGCUGCUGCCGGAGCUGCCGUGAUGGCGUGUGGCGAUGGCACUGGUGAUGGUGCUGGAGCUGGAGGAGCCAGUACGGGCAGGGUAGGAGGAGCAGUGGGUCCACUGGUGCGAGAGGACGGAGCAGGUGGGGGAGAGGGGGGCCACGCGAGGCAGGAGAGCGAGCAGCAGGUGCAGAGGGUGGGAGCAACAGGGUUGUGUGAGGAUGCGUUGACGGCAGCGCCAGCGGCACCACAGCCAGACCAUGAUGGUGUGCGAGAUGCCGCCCAUCCCUGCAGUGACCAUGCCCCUGUGGCAGACAGCCAUGGCAACGGCAACCGCAACGACGAUGACGAUGACGAUGGUGGCGAGUUCGGUGGAUUUGGCAUCGUCAUUCCGAGAACGGCAGAUGCGUCUGCCCCUGCAGCCAUCCUGCCGUUCUCGUCCGCAGGUGCACGUGCACUUGCCUUGGAGCGCAGCUGUUCCAUGCAGGGUGAGACCAUGACACCUCGUGACUCCUCCCUGUCCUCGCCCUGCUCCGCUUCUGCUGCUGCCACCAACCAUCUUGUCGCUCCAGCGGCGGCCCUUUUCAGCCCUGCUGCAUCCACUGCUGCCCCUGCUACUGCCUGGCCGCGCCUUGCAUCAUCAUCCGCAGCAGCAGCGGCAGCGGCAGCGGCAGGCAGUGGGGGGGAGGGCGCCGUGACCCCUACGAGCGUGCCUGCAGCGGGCAGUCACUAUGACCCCUUCACCUCGACCCUCUCGCCCCUCGCAUCUGUGGCCUCUCGCCCCGCCCCGCGUGCCGCGUGGCCUCCCAACGCCUCCCUGUGGCCGCACACCGCUGCUGCCCGCACCCUCUCUCGUGCGGGCGCCAGCGCUCAGGCAGGCGCAGCAGCCAGUGGGGACAGAGGCUUUGCUGGAGACGUGGGAGGGGAGGAGGGGGAGUGCGGCGCCGGGACGAUGCAGGAAGGAGCAGGGGAGGAGGGAAAUAGAAGGUUCGGAGAGGUGGACGGAGGCAGUGAGGAGUGUGGGAGAGCAGGAGGAGGAGGUGCGGGGGGGGACGAGCAGAGCAAUGGUGGUGUGGGGGAGUUGGGGGACGUGCCUGGUCUCACUCUUCCGGCCCAGCCAGCGCUGGACCUGCAAGGCUUCAGGUGGCAUGACGAGAGCACACAGCUGCAGGGGCAGCAGCAGGGAGGCACAGAGCGCGGGAUAACAUGGGGCCCACUUGCUGCCACACACCCAGGCAUCCAGCCACCCAAGGGAGGAAUGUGGCAGGAUGAGUCACAGCAGGUCAAUCAGGCACCUUUCAUUUCCUCGCCGUCCACUGGCCCACCUACUACCGCGCUGCCCACAGCUACCCACCCGCCCACUCAGGACCCGGUGCUGCUGCAGCUGCAAUCGCUGCCGCUGCCCCACUCGGCACGCUCGCAGCGCGCGGGUGGCGAGGGUGCAGGGGGCGGCAGCGAGCCCAGGUACAAGGCAGUGGCCAUGGAGAUGGAGGUGGGGGUGGAGGUGGACGGCCAAGCACCUGCGCCUGCGCUGGGCGCAUCAGAGGCAGCAGCAGCAGCGCCCACAGCGGCGCCCCCUUCUCCGCAGCGCACAGCGCUGUCGUCAUCAGGCGGGCCUGCGAGGGUCACCUGCGAGUCAGCAGGGGGCGCGGCGACAGUGGCAGAGGGGUCGAUCAUGGAGAGUGGCAGCGGGGGGGUGGGUCCGCCGGAGAUAUUCGUGCCGGUGAGGCGGCCGCUGGACAUGAUGCGGCAGGGCGACGACGAGGCGCUCUCACCCCCCACCAUCUCGCCCACACUCAUGGGGCUGCUGCGCGCCUUCAACUCACCCCGGGGGGCCUCCUGGUAGCCCCCCUUGUUAGAAUACGAGAAUGACUAGAAACAAGGGAGAGCAAGGGAGAUAUAGGGUUGGUUGGAGUUGUACCCUCUAAGAACACACACCUAUCUAGCCUAUAACUUCUACAUACAAAUAUAUGUAUAAAUUGAAACAACCACUAGGCUAGAUAAGGGGCAGUGCUUGUCAAACAUGUGUAGUUAUCAUGUUUGUAUAGACUGUAU